UUUCUUUUUCUCUCAUUGUAUCAAUUUCAUUUUUAACGUUGAGAGAGUUUAUUCAGUUGCAAAGGUGCUCCUGAUCAGUAGGGACUUGUUGUUUGGCUGGCUUAAGUGUGCAACUUUUUUAGCAUUGAAAAUGAGGCCGACUAAAAUAUGUGAGGAAGAAAUUGAAAAAAUUUUGGCUAUGUCGGAUGAGGAUGAAGAGGAUUUCAGUAUUUCCGAAAGCGAAUUCGAAACGAAUUUACUAGAAGAGGGUAUGAAUUCUUCGGAGGAUGAUUCUUCGGACAAUUCGGAGGACUGGAAUGAAGAACCACCACCUCAGGCGCCGCAGGAUAAUAUAAUACCAUUUUCCAAAAGAUUUUUGCGUGGUAAAAAUAAAUAUAAAUGGGCGACAACUAAAGGAAAACGGCGUCGGUAUGCAAUUAUAUUAACAUAG
This is a messenger RNA of Anastrepha obliqua, 430 nucleotides long. RefSeq names its product nucleoplasmin-like protein ANO39. Bases 131 to 430 code for a protein of 99 amino acids. Lineage: Eukaryota; Metazoa; Arthropoda; Insecta; Diptera; Tephritidae. The transcript has 2 exons. The record is from RefSeq and is a predicted model, not a curated record.